AUGAUGCCACUUCUCGUGGCUCAUUGCAACGGAGUGCCGGUGGUGCAACAGGCUUGUGUAUACCAACGCACGUCGACGGUCUCGGAGUCGACUGCCGCAGGCGAUACGGUAUCCCGAGCACCAGCAAUGGCAGCUCGAUGUCGACGGCGACGAGCAAUUUUUGCUCCUGCUGCUGCUCUGAGAAGACAACGUCGUGCGCAGGGCAACGCUACUCGAGGUCCAGGUGGUGGACGCCGCUUGGGCAACGCCGCAAAUCGCGAGGAAGUGGCUGAUGAAAGCAGCCAGCGCUAUGCGGUUAAAGGUGGUAAAAAUUUACAUAGUUUAUCAGCCGAAGAGGACGAUGGACUGCCGCCGUUUCGUGUAUGGGAUUUGCUCGACAUGGAAUGGGGAAGGAGCGGUAGACACUUCGGGAUUCAUCGAAUGAAGGGGAUGAAGUAUCCCAAUCUGGGCAUGGAGUCGAGACUGGAUGGCGGAUGGACACUCUGUUGA
Gongylonema pulchrum is the source of this 489-nucleotide messenger RNA. The record is from the annotation of a GenBank genome assembly. Lineage: Eukaryota; Metazoa; Nematoda; Chromadorea; Rhabditida; Gongylonematidae.